GCCGCCCCGUCGCUCCUCGGGUGCCGUGAGCCCAGAAGACCCGGAGCCGGGUGGGUCUGGUCGCGGGCGGGGUUCAGCCGCGGAGGCCGUGGACUUGAUCCGGAGUAGCGCCGAGGAGACGCGGUGCAGUCAAAUAGCCAUCAUGGGGACCACUGCCCCAGGACCCAUUCACCUGUUGGAUCUGUGUGACCAGAAGCUCAUGGAUUUUGUCUGCAACUUGGACAAUAAGGACUUGGUGUGGCUCCAGGAGAUUGAGGAAGAGGCUGAGCGCAUGUUCACCAGAGAAUUCAGCAAAGAGCCUGAGCUGAUGCCCAAAACUCCCUCUCAGAAGAACCGACGGAAGAAGAGACAAGUUUCUAAUAUUCAGGAUGAAAACAGAGACCCCAUCAGGAAAAGGUUAUCCCGCAGAAAGUCUCGGAGCAGCAAUCGGCACCGCUGUAGCAAGGACAAGGUGGAGAAGCUGACCACAGUGAAUGGGGAGAAUGGCUCCCCUGUUCUGCGACGGAUAACACGGGCUGCAGCCGCGGCUGCAGCAAACUCUAUGCAGUCAACUGUUUCCUCAUCCAUAUUACUGACCAAGCAGCCUGUGGUAAAAAUAAGUGCCAGUGAGCGCCUCAGUGCUGAGCAGCACCUCCCUCAGCCUGUGGCUGACUUGGAUCUGUCCCAAGCCCCAGCUCCAACCACACCUUCAGCUUCCCAAGGCAUCUUGACAUCAGAGGAGAAAUCAAUAUCCAGGAAAUCAGAGGCUGGGAGGCUGGAAUCUGUCACAGUGAGCUCCUUGAUGGCUACUCCCCAAAACCCCAAGAGUCGAGGGGUUGGGGCAGGACGUUCUGCUUCCAAGCUCAAGAUUGCACGAGUCUCCCAGGACCCACAGAACUCACCUGGCUCUCCAGACUCACCAUGGCAGGAACGUGUGCUUUCCCCCAUCUUGCCAAAUAACAUGCCCGACACACCCAAGCACCCUCAUGGGGACAUUCGAUCAGUGCGGCGCAGCCUGAUUCCUCCUGGUCCUCCAGUAUCAUUAGCCCAGAAGUACUCCCUCAUAUCCAUACAGGAAGGGCCCAUCCGCAGGUCAAAUAGGAUUGCCAAGAAGGCUAUCAAAGAGCCAGAGGCCUCUCCACGCAUCAUCUGUCAUAGUUACCUGGAGAGGCUCCUGAAUGUUGAAGUGCCCCAAAAAGUUGGCCCUGAGCAGGAGACCAGCAAUGAGGCUGAGCCUGAGGAGGCACCUGAGCCAGAGGUCUCCAAAAACACUGAGUGUACCUUACAGCCCCGCAGUGCCACCAAGAUUGCCAUUAGUAUGCCUACCUUGAAGCCUGUGACCAGUGGCCAAGAAACACGCCCUGUAAGGCAGCAAGAGGCCAAGACUGACGAAGCUGAUGGACGUAGAGAACCUCCCCAGAGUGUCAGAAGGAAACGCAGCUACAAGCAGGCCAUGAGUGAGCUGGAUGAGGAACAUCCUGAGGAUGAGGACUUGCAAGCCCCCAGGAGCAAGACCCCUUCUCCACCUUGUCCAGCCAGCAAGGUAGUGCGGCCCCUCCGGACCUUCUUGCACACGGUGCAGAGGAACCAGAUGCUCAUGACCCCAACCUCAGCCUCGCGCAGCAGUGUCAUGAAAUCCUUCAUUAAGCGCAACACUCCUCUGCGUGUGGACCCUAAGUGCAGCUUUGUCGAGAAGGAGCGGCAGCGCCUGGAGAACCUGCGACGGAAGGAGGAGGCUGAACAGCUGCGUAGGCAAAAGGUGGAGGAGGACAAGCGGCGGCGACUGGAGGAGGUGAAGCUGAAGCGUGAAGAGCGCCUCCGCAAAGUGCUGCAGGCCCGUGAGCGGGUGGAGCAAAUGAAGGAGGAGAAGAAGAAGCAAAUUGAGCAGAAGUUUGCUCAAAUUGACGAGAAAACUGAGAAGGCCAAAGAAGAGCGACUGGCAGAGGAGAAGGCCAAGAAGAAGGCUGCAGCUAAGAAGAUGGAGGAGGUGGAGGCACGUAGGAAGCAGGAGGAGGAGGCACGCAGGCUUAGGUGGCUCCAACAGGAGGAGGAGGAACGCCGCCACCAAGAGAUGCUGCAGCGGAAGAAGGAGGAGGAGCAGGAGAAAUUGCGCAAGGCAGCCGAGGCCAGGCGGCUAGCAGAGCAACGUGAACAGGAGCGGCAGUUGGCGGAGGAGCGGCGGAGGGAGCAGGAGCGCAGGAAGGAGCAAGAGCGCCUCCAGGCUGAAAGGGAGAUGCAGGAGAGGGAGAAGACCCUGCAGCUACAGAAGGAGCGACAACAGAGGGAACUGGAAGAGAAGAAAAAGGAGGAGCAGCAGCGUCUCGCUGAGCAGCGUCUGCAGGAGGAGCAAGAGAAGAAAGCUAAGGAGGUGGCAGGUGACAGCAAAACCCUAAACACAACCAUGGAUGUGCAGUCUCCUGUUUGUAACUCAUAUCAAAUGACUCCACAAGGACCCAGGUCCCACCCCAAGAUCAACCCAGAUAACUAUGGAAUGGACCUGAACAGUGAUGACUCCACAGAUGAUGAGGCCCAUCCUAGGAAGCCCAUUCCCUCCUGGGCCAGAGGUUCCCAGCUCAGCCAGGCCAUUGUCCACCAGUACUACCACCCCCCGAACCUUCCUGAGCUUUUUGGCUCCAUUCUUCCACUGGACUUAGAGGACAUUUUCAAGAAAAGCAAGCCUCGCUACCACAAGCGCACCAGCUCUGCUGUCUGGAACUCACCACCAUUGAAGGGCACCAGGGUCCCCAGCAGCCUGGCCUACAGUCUGAAGAAGCCCUGAAGCGGGUGCUCAGCCGCUUGACAGUCUCAGGACCUUGUCUGUCUAUCUUUCUGUCUGUCUGUCUCUGUGUUGGGCUGGCAUCCUACUGCAUGAACCUCCAUUGCUGAGGGCUUGGUCAGGUUCUCUGUUCUUGUGUGCCAGGGGUUUCUGUUGAGGUAGAAGGCAGCCCCAGGUCUGUUUAGAGAAUGGGCUUUAGAGGGAGGGGUGGUUGGAGAAGGACCACUCUCAACUCAGUUGGCCAAUAGACAGCACUCUGUAAAUAGAUUGUUAUAAUUCAGCUGAAUUUUAGUUUCCAGAAUUUGAGAGCUAGUUUAAUAAAGUAUAUUCCUUGAAGCCUGAUGUGGAUAUUGUGAAGAUUAGGGCCUUCAGCAGAAUGUCCUUGCUCUUGGGCCUGUACCUGUACAUCUUGGGACCUCUGGAUGCAUCAUCUCAAGGUUGCUUGGUGGAGGGUUGCACCCAUAGAUGGCUGAUGCAGCGUGUGAUUAUGAUGCUAAACAGUGUGUCAACAGAUGGGGCAUGUGCACACACUUCCUAUGUUUUGACAUGCUCCUUGUUUGUUUAGGUAGCUUAUUCCCUGGGAGAGACCUGGCUCUUGACAGCUCUGCCACUUACUUCCUCAUCCUUCCUCCUCAGGCUGUACCAUUCCUGUCCUGUCAGCAGGGGCCUUGAGAAAGCCCAUGGGCUGCUGCACUGUUAAGAGCUGACUAGAAAAGAGAUACUCCUUGAAAUGGACCCUGGGAUUAGGACUUGCAGCAGUGAGAGAGUUCCCCACAAAACCUGGCAGCCACUUAGUAAAUGCUUAGCCCCAGUGAAGUCCCUGGCCCUGCCUGCUAGCUGCUGCUUCUCGAGCUCCUAGAAUUGGAGCCAGCCAACUAUGUCCAGUGGGCCAAAUCAAUCCAUAGCCAUUACUUUAGUGUUCUUGGACUACACUAAUAGAAAGGCUCAUUUGUGCCCAUUAUCCUCAGCUCUGCUGCUCUGAGGAAAACUAAACCAUGCACCAGAGUCCUUGUGGCCUGAGAAGCUGAAUAGUUGUAAACAGGUACAGGAAAUGUUUUCCAUAUCUUGCUUUAGGACAACAUAAGGCUAAUUACAAAUAAAGCAGCUUUAAAAAUUGAGGCAGUAGUGAACACAAUCAACUGAAGUCUAGAAGACUCUGCCUUGCAGAAUUUAUUUACAGUUAUUUCACAAUGGUGCAUAACCCAGUUGUUCCUUAUGUUCUGACUGGCAGCUAUGAGAGUAAGUUGGAAAGCAGGUUGCUAACUUAAAACCAUGAUAUCAAACUAACUUCUUGUAAUCAUAUUCAUAUAGUGUGCCUAAGAAAAAAGUUCAGCAGAAAUGCAGUUCUUGUUGCUCUGAGUCUUCACCAGUGUUUGGUAUUGUCACUAUACCUCAUUCUAGCCAUUCUAAAGGUAUACAGUGAUAGUUCAUCAUGGUUUUAAUUUGUAUUUUCCUAAUGGCUGUUGGUGAAUAUCAUGUUCUUAUUUGCCACCAUUAUGUCUUUUUUGUGGAGUCUGUCCAAGUCUUUUGUUGAUUUUUAAGUUGGUGUAUUUCUUACUGUGGCUUUUGAGAAUCCUUAUAUAUUAUGAAUACAAGUCUGUCAGAAGUGUACUUUGUGGCUUGUCUUUUCAUUUAUCUAACACUGCCUUUAACUGAAAGAGCAGAAGUUUUAAUUCAGUAAAGUCCAUUCGUUAUUAAGGA
This is a messenger RNA of Jaculus jaculus (lesser Egyptian jerboa), 4456 nucleotides long. RefSeq names its product inner centromere protein (gene Incenp). Lineage: Eukaryota; Metazoa; Chordata; Mammalia; Rodentia; Dipodidae. Bases 143 to 2758 code for a protein of 871 amino acids. The transcript has 18 exons. The record is from RefSeq and is a predicted model, not a curated record. Gene Ontology annotation, molecular function: protein serine/threonine kinase activator activity. Gene Ontology annotation, cellular component: meiotic spindle midzone; midbody; kinetochore. Gene Ontology annotation, biological process: meiotic spindle midzone assembly; positive regulation of protein serine/threonine kinase activity; metaphase chromosome alignment.